Babesia bovis T2Bo is the source of this 1588-nucleotide messenger RNA. RefSeq names its product nuclear protein localization protein 4 (NPL4) family protein. Lineage: Eukaryota; Apicomplexa; Aconoidasida; Piroplasmida; Babesiidae. Gene Ontology annotation, cellular component: nucleus. Gene Ontology annotation, biological process: ubiquitin-dependent protein catabolic process. The record is from RefSeq and is a predicted model, not a curated record. The transcript has 4 exons. Gene Ontology annotation, molecular function: ubiquitin protein ligase binding; ubiquitin binding. Bases 62 to 1504 code for a protein of 480 amino acids.
ACCGAACCCUCCAUUACACAGUUUAUUUAGGAUUAUACGCUGAUAGAUCGCAUGGAUAAUUAUGAUAAUACGUGUACUUAGUAGCAUUGGGAUUAGUCGCAUUUCCCUUAAGCCUAGCGCCACUUUAGGUGACCUCAAGGCCGAGAUUCGGAGUCGUAUACAGAUACCCGAAGGCGUCGAGUUGAAAUUUGUGUUUUGUGACAAUAAUUUAGAGAUCAAUGGUGAGGACUAUGCAGUUCUUGCUGAUCUUGGUAUUGAACAUGGAACAUCUUUGCGGCUAAUAACUCUCCAAGGGAGUACUACAAUCAACCAGAACCUCAGUUAUGUGUCUAUGUGUAAGGUUGAUUCUCCUGCUGAGGCACCCAUUACAUCUACUGUUGACUCUACGGUUGCAUCACCAUCCGUUGAUAAAGAAGAAACAGAUGAUGUUGGAUCAAGUUCACAUUUUAAAUCUUUUGACGCCUUUUUACGUGACAGCGGAUACCCACUUUCAGACUUGCCGCUGAGACAAUCAUACAAACCGAUAUUAAUCGAACGUGGAAAAAUGAACAAAUUGCCUUCUAGCGUUACUGUAAAACAUCAACCAUAUCGUCAUGUUGAUCAUAUUGAGCUGAUGAACGUGCAAGAUAUACACAAUUUCGCGAACUAUUGGAUGAACGACCUAGAGAUGGCCGAACAGCGUGCAGGUUGGUUAUAUGGUUACUAUGUCGAGGAUUCUCACUACCCUCUUGGAAUACGAGCUGUCUGUGAAGGAAUAUAUGAACCUCCGCAACAUUCAACACUUUGUGAUGUUGAAUUUUUGCCGGACGAAUUCAUCUCAACUGUUGAUGCCAUUGCUGCAAGGCUGGGUCUAGAACGCAUAGGCCACAUAUUAACUCAUUUACCACGUGAGAACUAUUUGUCUCCACAGGAUGUGAUUGACAGUGCAAAGGUGCAGUUAGGCCGUGUUCACAAGACCCAUUACACACGUUACCCUGUAUCAACUCACAUAACAUGUACAUUACACCCUGAUUCAGAAGGCAAACCGGCGUUGAAUGCAUUUAUGGUGUCUGACACUGCGAUGGCGCUUCUAAGAGACGGAAUAAUAGCCGAUGUACAGCCUGAUCCAAUGGUUAUAAGUAUGCGUCAGCCUACGAAUAAAAAUGAAGUUCUUCCUCAGAUUAUCGAAUCAGGAAAAGAGGUGACAUCCUUUGACCCAAGUUGGUUCGUGAUAAGGGUCAAUGAUUCCGCUCCUAUAAAUCCUAAUUCUAUUUUUAAAUAUUCUGAUUUCCCCCGAGAAAAUCGUACCAUUCGCCCAAUUACUCCAGAUGCAGUGAAAAAGUUUUUCUCAAGCCGACUUGCUGAGGGUUUGGAGACGUCUGAUGCAAAUAUAUUUAGUGAUUUCCAUCUGCUUAUUUAUAUGGCCAGAGUUUUAGAUGUUGAAACAGCGUUGGCAAUUUGCGACGCCUUACUGGGAAAAACUACGCUUGACCCUAUAAUGGUUGAGCUCCUUAUGACAAGCUAGAUUUUGCACUAUUUACAUCGCAUAGCCAAUUCUAACCAUUUAGUUGUUUAUAACAUAACAACAGGAUAAAUGUAGCUCGUUAUC